Hemibagrus wyckioides is the source of this 1251-nucleotide messenger RNA. It is a transcript of the gene tmem220, whose product is annotated as transmembrane protein 220. Lineage: Eukaryota; Metazoa; Chordata; Actinopteri; Siluriformes; Bagridae. The record is from RefSeq and is a predicted model, not a curated record. The coding region runs from base 261 to 764 and encodes 167 amino acids. The transcript is spliced from 6 exons.
AUAAAUCUCGAAAUAUAAUUCUGAUAUUGUUCCAGAACUUGGACAAACGACAUGAAACAGAAACUAGAACUAAAUAAAAGUGUGAAAUGUGUGCGCGCGCUGGUGUUUCGUGUGUGUGUGUGUGUGUGUGUGUGUGUGUUCAGGUAUUUACGGUAAAACUCUUCACAGCUUCUCCUUGACUCUGCAGGUCCAUGGUCUGUGGAGAGUUUAUAGUGAGAUCCCUCGGAGUUUUAUUCUGAGUCUCUGGUGCAGGUUGUGAAAUGAUGAAGGAGAAGAUUCUACACUUUAAUCUGACUUUAUGGAGAAUCUGUAACUUUAUAAUGUCCGGCUUCUUCUCUCUAGCCGCUUAUGUACAGAUAAACGACCCGGACGCGGGGCUGUGGAUGGUCGGCUACGCUGUUCCCGCUGGCCUCUGCUUUUUCAUCAGCUGUCAUCCACAAAUAACAGAGACUCUGGUGUGGAGGAGAGUCGCUGACCUGCACGUGAUGAUGGCCACGGCGUUUGCUGCUCUGAUUGGAUGGAGUCUGUAUAAACAUGGGGUUACACACAUCUUCCACCAGGAGGAGGGCAGAGAGUUUAGCGGCCUGCUGCUGACGGUGAUGUGGCUGCUCAUGUGUCGACACUCUGGACGUGCUGGUGUUGGAGCUCUGAGACUGUGCACAGCUGUGGCUGUCACGGCGUUCCCCAUCAUCACCUGGAUCUAUUACUACAUCCACAGAGAGCUGAGAGCUGACUGGCCAUCACACUGCACCACCACGCUGUAACACCACUGACCCCACACUGAUCUAUUACUACAUCCACAGAGAGCUGAGAGCUGACUGACCGUCACACUGCAUCACCACGCUGUAACACCACUGACCCCACACUGAUCUAUUACUACAUCCACAGAGAGCUGAGAGCUGACUGACCGUCACACUGCAUCACCACGCUGUAACACCACUGACCCCACACUGAUCUAUUACUACAUCCACAGAGAGCUGAGAGCCGACUGACCGUCAGACUGCACCACCACUGACCCCACACUGAAAUGAAGACCUGCCUGUCUGCUCGACGAUGUCAAUAUUACACGUAUCUUCUUAAACAAAGCAAAUAAAACAUUCCGAUCCUUCUUUUUGUCUUUUUAAAUGUAUAUAAAUCUAAUAUUCUGUGUCAGAGUAUAUAUAAUGCACUUGUAUGAGGAAAAUAAACACUGAGGGAAAAGGUGCAGGUUUUUUGCACUGGAAAAAGAACGAUCACUUGGUAAAAUCCGGC